GUAAUCUUCUAGCGUUCUUCUCGUUCAGUUGGACGCGCAUCGCUGUCGCAUACGUUAUAUUUAUCUCGAUGUGCGCUUCGCGGUAUUAAUAACGUGAUUAAUAACACGUCGAUUUUUCAAACGUCUGGCAAAGUGCCAUCGCGUUCGAUAUCACGUCUAAUCUCGUCUUGUCUCGAGCGAGCGAAUUAAGAUUAUUUAUACCCGGCUGGAGGGCCAAAAAAUAAUUCAUGGCACUUGCCAUGUCGCAUAAUCAACCGGGAAGUCCCGUGACGCCGAUGAAAAUGCAUCUAACGAUUCUCCUUUUUUUCUUGGGUUAUCUAGCGGCGCCGGUUACCCCGGCGAAUGUCGUGCUGAUUAUUACCGACGAUCAGGACUCGACGUUAGAUGGCAUGACGCCGAUGGUAAAUACUCUGAAUCUCAUAGGAUCUCGAGGUGCAACGUUCACGAAUUGUUUUGUAGCUUCGCCUAUCUGUUGCCCGAAUCGAGCUUCCAUCCUGACCGGACGGUAUCAGCAUAAUCAUUUGACGGUGAAUAAUUCUAUCGCCGGUGGUUGUAGUAGCGCGAAAUGGCAGAAAUUCCAAGAACCGGCGACGUUUGCCACUCUCCUGCAAAUUGCCGGAUAUAGGACGUUUUACGCCGGAAAGUACUUGAACGAGUAUGGAAAUAGAAAAGUCGGCGGUGCAGCUCACGUACCGAUGGGAUGGGACUGGUGGGCCGGUCUUAUAGGAAAUUCCAAAUAUUACAAUUAUUCGUUGUCGAUAAAUGGUACCGAGGCCAAGUAUGGUAACAGUACGAGCGAUUAUCUUACAGAUGUAAUCAAUAAUCUGGCUGUAAACUUUAUUAAUGGACACUCCGACGACCAACCUUUCCUCAUGGUAUUAGCACCUCCGGCCCCUCACGCGCCCUUUACACCUGCUGAUAGGCAUAAUGACAAAUACAAUGGCACGAAAGCAAAGAGAACCCCAAACUUUAACGUUCCCGUGCAUCAGGAUAAACAUUGGUUAGUUAGAAAAGGUCCAACUCCUUUGCCAAACAGUGUAUUACCAAAAUUAGACGAGAUAUAUAGAAAGAGAUGGGAAACUUUAUUAGCGGUCGACGAGCUCGUUAAAAAUGUGCACGAUUUAUUGAAAGAGCGAAAUCUCUUGAACGAUACCUACUUUAUUUAUACCUCCGACAAUGGAUAUCACAUUGGACAGUUUAGCAUGCCUAUGGAUAAGCGGCAACCCUAUGAAACAGAUAUACGAGUCCCAUUACUGAUAUCCGGUCCAGGAAUUAACCCGUCUACAAUUUCCGCGGGAGUCAGUAGCGUGGAUAUCUUCGCCACACUCUUAGAUAUAGCCGGUAUAGAAUAUCCAUCAGACGGAAUGACGUUGUUUCAAGCGACGCGUAAUGCACCGCAAGAUCGUAUUGUUCUGAUAGAGUACAGGGGAGAGAGAUCUAAAAAGAUCCCAUCGUCUGGUUGUCCGAGUGACAGCGAUCUUAAUGUUACACUAUGCAUGAAAGAAAUGGCGUGUAAAUGUCAGGAUGCGGCAAACAAUACGUUCAGUUGUAUUCGUCGCGUUUCAAUAACACCUCCUAAUAAUUCUCCAAAGUUUAAUAACAUCUUUUGCAUCUUCGAAGAUAAUCAGAAAUUUAUCGAAUCUUACGAUAUAAACGUUGACGAGUAUCAAAUGACGAAUAUCGGAUAUACCAUGAAGAAAGGAUUGAGACACAGAUUCAGGAAACGUCUCAAGAGGAUGGCAAUGUGUCGGAAUGUGGAAUGCCUUUUUGGGACAAAUUUGAGAAGUAAAUUUAACAUAAAUCGCGGAAAUAAGAGCGCGGAAAGUUGCCUUAUCUCGAAUUAUUGCAUUUAUGGAAAUCGCCGUCGGAGAAUACGCCGCGAAUCUGGAUAUAAGAAUAACUCGCCUUGCUCGAAGGAGGAGGGCAGCAUCCCUUCCCUACGACGAAACUGUUUUCUUAACAAAUAUUUUUAUUAAAGCCCCGCGGAGAUAGAGGGAGAGAAAAGGAGAAUCUCGAAUAUCUGAAUAGCAAUAACGAUAUUCGCGAAAGUAAAGGGAAGAGGAGAAAAGAAGGAGGUGGAAAAAAGCCGAGCAUCCAAGAUAGAAUCGAGACUAUAUCAGACGUGUACAUAUUUGCAUACAUUAUUAUUACUAAAACGUUUCUGAUUCCUUCGCGGAUUUAUGGCGAUGCGCACGAGAAACAAUGAUUCUACCGUUACUCGAUACACUCCGGCUCGUUAUUAUUUUACAUGCAAUAAUUAUAAAUCAUUUUAUGCAAAAUAGUAUUAAUAAUAGUAAACGUAUGUAG
Camponotus floridanus (Florida carpenter ant) is the source of this 2307-nucleotide messenger RNA. Its product is annotated as N-acetylglucosamine-6-sulfatase. Gene Ontology annotation, molecular function: glycosaminoglycan binding; N-acetylglucosamine-6-sulfatase activity. Gene Ontology annotation, biological process: glycosaminoglycan metabolic process. Bases 228 to 1976 code for a protein of 582 amino acids. The record is from RefSeq and is a predicted model, not a curated record. Lineage: Eukaryota; Metazoa; Arthropoda; Insecta; Hymenoptera; Formicidae. The transcript has 10 exons.